This is a messenger RNA of Nilaparvata lugens (brown planthopper), 1519 nucleotides long. RefSeq lists its product as uncharacterized. The transcript has 3 exons. The coding region runs from base 893 to 1519 and encodes 208 amino acids. The record is from RefSeq and is a predicted model, not a curated record. Lineage: Eukaryota; Metazoa; Arthropoda; Insecta; Hemiptera; Delphacidae.
AGUGAAUACCAUUCUGUUCCUUUAGAAAAAAUGAGAUAUCAAUAUAAAUUAAGUGAACUCUUGGACACGCACCUAGAUAUAUUGGCACAGUUAGCGGAAAAAGGAUGGACAUAUCUACAAUAUUUAACUUUUGUGAGAGAGUAUGAAAAAUUAGGAGUUUGGCAUAGUGAUAACUAUAAUCAUAUUCUUGUUUGCGAUUUAUUCGGAUCAUCAUUAGAUAAAUUCAGGGGCGAUGGUGACUUCCCCGAUUCGUGGAGAUGCCCGUGUGCGCAUCUUAAAGAGUCUAUCGAUAAAAUUAAAAAAGUUAUAAUAGAAAACAAUGCUCAUUUAACAGAAGAACAAUUAAAUCGAGUUAUCUGGAAUUUUUUUCGAGAUUCUGCAGAUGAGAAUGGGCUAGAACAGGAUUGAGAAAGAAAGUUCAAAAUCAAGUAUGUGUACAAUAUUGUAAAUAAAUGAAAUGCAACAACUUUGCUACAGUAAAAAUAUUAAAAUGCCAUAUUGAUGAUAGAAAACGCUGACAAGAUUCAUGUUUGAAAAAUGAGAUGCUCUUACUUUGAUGUUGAAGGAUCUAACAUUGAUUAACGAAAUUAGAAUCAUGGGUUUUAUUGGAGAUUUAUAGCAAUGUCUCAUGCUAAGUUCCAGACGAGAUUUUUUUUUUCGUCUUCUAACACAUGGAUGCUUUUCGAAAAAUGAUCGUGUGUGGUAUACUUACAAUCUGAUAACGAUCUGAGAGCACGUGUUGUUGUUGGGGAGAAUUCGAAUUUUUUUCGCCUUGUAGCACGCUCUCGCUCGCACGUGUCUGGAACAGAGAGAGAAACGAAUGCUAUAUAAACACGUGCGAUGAGAGGAAAAUCACCAUUUACAUCAGAGACACAGAGACUUCACAUUCGACAUGAGCUCACCCUCCUACAUCCUCCCAGACAGCCCGCCUUCGCAGCGCGUCCUCGAUUAUUGGCAGCGCAGAGCCGCCGAGAGCUGCGGCAGCUCUUCAGCUGCGGGCGUCUCAGCUCCUGCCUCCACUGGACCUCAACGUUCAACAUCACCAGGGGGUGAGACGGUGAUUGGAGACAGCCCUGUGCAACGCCUGCGUCCGCCAGCUACCUGGGCUCCGCGGCGAGCUGUCCUGACAACGCUGUCCAACAAUAUCAGGGAGAGACAGGCCGCCAAAAGGAAGCUCGAGUUUGAGGAGGGCGAAGCGAGCACCGAAGAGGAUAGUCUGCUCCCUCAAUCAAAGAAACGUAUGCUGGAACAGGAGGACUCCUCCCUCGUCCCUCUGAUAAAGGAGGGAGAAAUGGGCUUUGUUGAUUUGAUCAACAAACCUGUGAGCAAGCCGUGGGUCCCAUUGAGAGAAUUGGAGGAGGACCAUCCCUACCGAAUCGUCAGUGUGAGGGAACACACCAAUCAGCACGGACGCAGGAUAAUAUUGAAAAUCAUCAAUGCAGGAAGCAAAUGUGAGUUAACUGUACAAAACCGGGAAAAGACCCAGCCGAUACACCAGUUGCAGCAGGCUAUAAAUUAA